This is a messenger RNA of Asterias rubens (European starfish), 4874 nucleotides long. RefSeq names its product cytidine monophosphate-N-acetylneuraminic acid hydroxylase. The record is from RefSeq and is a predicted model, not a curated record. NCBI's taxonomy places the organism in Eukaryota, Metazoa, Echinodermata, Asteroidea, Forcipulatida, Asteriidae. Bases 742 to 2703 code for a protein of 653 amino acids. The transcript has 17 exons. Gene Ontology annotation, molecular function: 2 iron, 2 sulfur cluster binding.
UUACCAAGUAAAUUUGUAUGCUAACAAUUAUUCUGAGUAAUUACCACAAACUCGCAAACUUUGCCCGUUUGGAAUUGCAUUUUGAACAGCUAAAUAAUAAAAAUCUCGACGAAAACAACACCUGUUCCGACGGUAGGUCGGAACAGCUGAUGAUGUGAAUACAACAUGUAUCUCUGGCUCUUUUUACACUUUCGUCCUGAUUUUUAUUAUACAAGUUUAGGCUGUUUUGUCAUGGAGACUCUGAGUGCGUCAUGAUCACACACUCAAUAGUUGGGUGUGCUGUCACAUCACACGUAGGCUUGGUUCCAAUGCUGCGAUUGUGGCAUUAUCGCAUGAAAUAGCGCCCUCUUAGAUUUACAGCUCGUAUAGCGAGUUGUUAGAGUGCGUGAUAUUUUUCGUGGCUGAUGCAUCUGAAUAACCGCAAUCUCAGACUUGAAAAUAAGUCUACAUCACACGUGGAUCGUAAUCACUUCCUCGACCCCGUGUUAAGAGUGUGUACAUCCGUUGUCAUUAACCACCACACGGACGUACGACGUAUAAAUACCAUGCAGAGAGAAAUGCGCGCAUUACGGGCAUGGCGCGCAGACUUCCGUAACAUAUUAUGGCUGACACUUACUGACAGCUCAUCGUGACCACAAACUUCCUCGCUUUAUGAGAAAAUUUCGACUGUUAUAUGUGAAGUUACAACUGCAUGCCUGUAUUUAACAACAGAGUCAUUAAUUUGUACAUCAUCGGAACAUUAUGGAACAAGAAAGAGAAAUCGUCUUCUCCCUUUCUCCAGAGGAGACAAGUGAACUCAAGAAUGGCGUGAACCUCAUCAGUAGAUCUGAGAAGGAGAAAUUUGUCAUCUACAAGGAUCCCACUGCAGAGAAUACUGUGGAGGAGCCGGCCACGUCGCACAUGUACAAGGCGUGUCUGAACAAAUGCAAACAUCAAGGCGGGACGUUUAUUAAAGAUAUUGAAGAUGGGGAUAACUGCAUUCUCCGCUGCACCAAGCAUGGAUGGAAACUGGAUGCUAAGACGAUGCGUUAUGUGAAUCCACCAGAUAGCUUCAGUCAACAACAGCUUGUCCCAGAGUAUAAUGAGGAUGGUAGCCUGGACAUCGUAGAGUUGAAGCCACCUCAGCCAUGGGAGACGGAUAAGAGAGAUCCUAUGCCACUAGAAGUAGGAGAAGUUCAGAUUACGUACUUCACCCAUGCAUGCAUUGAGAUUAAACUCGGUGACCUGAUCAUGUUCACUGAUCCAUGGCUCAUUGGCCCAGCCUUUGCACGGGGUUGGUGGCUGAUGCAUGAACCGCCAGCUGAUUGGCUGGACAGGUUGGCCAAGGCCGACCUCAUUUACAUAAGUCAUCUCCAUUCCGACCAUUUAAACUACCCAACUCUUGAGCUGUUAUCACAACGCAAUCCUGACAUUCCGAUCUACGUUGGCGAUACCUCAAUGCCCGUCUUUGUCAGACUCGAGCAGAGUGGGGUCAAACUCAAUAACAUCCAUAUCAAGAAAUUUGGCAAAUGGAUCGAGAUUAAUAAAGAUACACGAUUCAUGAUCAUGAUGGAUGGUGUGCAUCCUGAUAUGGACACAUGCGCUCUUAUAGAUUACAAAGGUCAUCUUAUCCUAGACACGGUGGACUGUACCAAUCCGAAUGGGGGUCGACUGCCCAUCGGAGUAGACAUGAUGCUGAGUGAUUUUGCUGGUGGGGCUUCUGGUUUCCCAAUGACUUUCUCUGGUGGCAAGUACACAGAGGAGUGGAAGGCGGAGUUUGUGAAGCGCGAACGGCGUAAGCUUCUCUACUAUAAGAUGCAGCAGGUGCGGGAUGUGGCUCCUACUGUCUAUUGCCCAUUUGCUGGUUACUUUGUGGAAGCUCACCCAUCUGAUCACUACAUCAGAUCAACAAACACAAAGAAUGAUCCCGAUGCACUGAAUGCUCUCAUCAACAAGUACUCGCCAAACAUAAAGACGUGGAGCCCAAGUCCUGGUGCGGUGUUAGACCUUCAGAAGGCGAUACAAGGAGACCGAGAUUUCAUCACAGAUCCACCAAGGGGCACACAGAAAUUCAAAGAUAGCUGGGAUUUUGAAAAAUAUGUGAAUGCGAUCAACAAGAACAUCGAAGAAGAGAUCUUUUCCUACCCAGAGUGGAUUCAAUUCUACUACAAAUGGACUGGCUUCAAGAAUUACAACCUGGUCAUUAGAAUGGUGGAGAGAGACGAUGAUUUCUGCCCUGUAGUUGGUGGCUAUGACUUCAUGGUUGAUUUCGUUGGAGAGGAGCCAACAUUCCCUACAGAGCGUCCAGCGAGGGAACACAGCUACCUUGAGAUGGAGAAUCGCAUCGGUGUGCAUCGAGAGACAGUUAGACAGGGGCUCUUCUGGGAUGAUCUCUACAUUGGAUUUAACAAUAGGAUCUCCAGGGAACCAGACACAUUCCAUUAUUUGUUUUGGAAUCACAUGCAGAUCUUACUGCCAAGGACUGAUCCAGACUGGGAAGGUUUCUUAAGGGACAUGAAGACUGAGGGAGCUCCUCAAAAGGCCAUCUGGAACCCAAGUCAAGCAACUCCGGCAGUAGAAGCAAAGGACCCGUCCAGUGACUCCAAAGAUUCAGCGACUAAGCCGGGCACUCACUGGAACUACGAGCGAUUACUUCGACCACUUGGGAUCGUUGUGGCCCUGGUUGGUGUUGGAGUGGCAAUCUGGAAAUCAGAGUCAAAGUAGUCGGAUCUAUACAGGUCCUACACUUAUCCAGCUGCCUUCUAAUGAAAUCCAUGAGCUCGUGAAACCGUGGUUGUUUCUCCCCCCUUUUUCACUAAUACAUAGAUCUAGGGUAAGUGCAUGUUCUUCUUUAAUUUAAAGAAUUUAAUCCAUUCAUUAGACAUUUGGAAUCUACCAUUAUUUAAAUGGGGGGUAAUACCUUGGGUAGCACCGCCAGAUAUUGAAAAUGUAUAUUUUGAGACGUUAUUUCCUUUUGUGGUUUUAGAGUAAGGGAUUAAACUAAUUUUCAAUCUGAGAACUUGUCAUGCAUGAAACAUUUCUCAGGUUGUUUAUUCCAAUUUUGGAUUAAUCUUUCUUCGUGGACAUUACAACUUCAGUUUUUUUUAGAUUACUCAACACCGUAUACCCUUUAAAAUGUCUUAACAUUUAAAAUUACAAUUGUUGUAUUGUAUAUUUCUACAUAUGUAUACAUAUAUAUAUAUAUACAUACAUAUAUAGGAUUAAAACAAUCGUCCAGUUCCAAAAACCAAAGAUAUACUUUGCCUCUAAAUUUAUGUUUUUAUCAUUUGUUCCUCACAUGGGAAAUGAUAAACUUAUUUAUUGAUGAUGUGGCUUGUGACAUUACAUCAACGAAAAAAUACUCACGGGUCGAAGGUUAGUAGGCACAAAUUGUACACUGCUUGCUUUGCUGAAUUCUUUCACUUGUCAGCACGUAUGUAUUAUGUAAUAAUAAUAUUUAUAACCUUAUUUAUAAAAACAACGCAACCAAAACUUAAACCUAUACUGGGCUGUUAUCGCAAUAAUUAUUAAUAUUUAGAAAACAACUUCUUAAAGGCAAUGUAUGCGUUUUGUAAUCACUUUUAAACUUAACGGCACUACAAACUUAUUUGGUUAGAAGUACAAGUUUGGGCCUUGGAGCAGAUUUUGAUAGUUCAUAGAUUUUUGAGAAUCAUUUCACUCUUAAAGAUGCUAUGUCAGAUUUUUGGCCCCAAACAUUAAAAAAUAUUUUUUUUUUUAGUGAAUGGUAUUUCAAAGAGUAUCAACUUUUACUUUUAAUGGUCAGGAACAAUUACAAAAAUUUAAAACGUUUCUUAUACAACACAUCAGAAUUGGUCACAUGGUAUAUUGUCGGGAUCCCAACAAAAACUAAUUUUGAGCACUUUAUUUCACUGCUACUAAUAAUUGGCCGACUUUUUCGAGCAAUGGCUCAAAUGAAAGCUUGUAACAUUCUCGACACCCAUCAAAAUGCCUAUUGAAUUUUAAAUCAAAAUUUUUGGGUCAAAUCGGCCAAAAAUCUGACAUAGCAUCUUUAAGUUAUGUGUUUAUGUAAAAACAUGUCAGUUAUUAUCCCCCCAAAUUUGAAUUUUCAGAAGCAUUACUGUCAGUAACGUUUCUCAGAGUAUGUAUUCCUCUAAGCAAUUAUUCUCCCAGUCCUGGUUUGUUGUACAAAAUCUUCCAUAUUAUGAAAACUUGUUCCUUAUUUUGUUGAUUGUAACUCUAAAUGUCUCUGUGAUUGUUGUACAAAAGAACACUUAAUAGAGCGCCGGUAUGCGCCUCAGGAAGGCGCUCAUGGCGCUUGAGGAGAGAAAGACAAAUUAGGACUGAGGAUUGUGUGAGUAUGCUUGUUGAAAAGGUGAGAUUUUAAGUUUGUCUUGAAUGUUGUGAUGGAUGGAGAGGAUUUGACAGUCAGUGGGAGUUGGUUCCACACCCGGGGCUGAUGCCACAGAAAAUGACCUAUUGCCCUAAAGAGUGGAAGUUCUGGGCUAAUGGCAUCAUGAGCUCAUUAGAACGCAGUCUGGUGUGUGCUGAGGUGUAUGGGUGGAUGAGGUUGAUGAGGUAUUCUGGAGCAUUGUAAAUCACAGACUUCUUACUUGAACAGUUCUAUAUAGUAGGGCCCUAAUCUGUUGAUUUUCUCCUGUGUUUACAUUGACAUUAAGUAUGAACCAAUUUGUACAAAUAUUACUGGACUAUUAUUACUACUCAUUAUUGUUAUUACUAUUGUCAAUACUACUCUCGGACCAAGGCAAGCGUUCUAUUUUUACCAUUUUCAUUGGCGCUCGGUAGCCAAAAGCUUGAAUUGCCAAACUAUUUGCUUGACUUUUUACUGUUUCUUUAGUCCAAACUUUAGGCUGAAACUAAGUUGAGAUUGACAUUAAAUACGAUUUAUUGAAGUA